Anolis carolinensis (green anole) is the source of this 7550-nucleotide messenger RNA. RefSeq names its product nucleoporin 98 and 96 precursor (gene nup98). Gene Ontology annotation, molecular function: structural constituent of nuclear pore; RNA binding. The transcript is spliced from 33 exons. The record is from RefSeq and is a predicted model, not a curated record. Gene Ontology annotation, cellular component: nuclear pore cytoplasmic filaments; nuclear pore. Gene Ontology annotation, biological process: RNA export from nucleus; telomere tethering at nuclear periphery; post-transcriptional tethering of RNA polymerase II gene DNA at nuclear periphery. Bases 252 to 5801 code for a protein of 1849 amino acids. NCBI's taxonomy places the organism in Eukaryota, Metazoa, Chordata, Lepidosauria, Squamata, Anolidae.
GUUCGUGCGUCGGCGUGCGUGCUCCUGACGCAGCUUGCGCUCGCUUCUCGCGUGAGGACGGGAAGGAGGCGUCGUUCGUCGUCGCGGGUGCUGCCGCCGAAGCGCGCCUUCUGAGGAGAUUCUUCGGCCGGAGAAGGAGGAGCAGGAGGAGGAAGAGGGCGACGAGGAGAAGGAGCGCGGGGCCAGGGCCCUGCCUUCUCCGGCGCCUCCAGGCCCAGGAGCAGGCUUUGAGAACCUGAAACAGCUUCAAAAUGUUUAACAAAUCGUUUGGAACGCCUUUCGGAGGCAACACGGGGGGCUUUGGGGCGUCAACCUUUGGACAGAAUGCUGGCUUCGGCACCACGAGCGGAGGAGCAUUCGGGACGUCUGCGUUUGGAUCCAACAAUAACACCGGAGGGCUCUUUGGGAGCGCACAGACUAAACCCGGAGGGCUGUUUGGUUCAAGCACAUUUAGCCAGCCGGCCACCUCUUCCACCAGCACCGGCUUUGGCUUUGGGACGUCCACCGGAACCUCCACCGGCUUAUUUGGAACGGCGAGCACCGGAGGAGGCCUCUUCUCAUCCCAGAACAAUGCCUUUGCGCAAAACAAGCCAGUGGGCUUUGGCAACUUCGGGACGAGUACCAGCAGUGGAGGCCUGUUUGGAACCACAAACACAACCUCCAACCCCUUCGGAGGAACGUCUGGCUCUCUCUUUGGGUCGGCGAGCUUUACUGCUGUUCCGACUGGGACUACCAUUAAAUUCAACCCGCCGACUGGGACGGACACCAUGGUGAAGUCUGGAGUCAGCACCAACAUCAGCACCAAGCACCAGUGUAUUACUGCCAUGAAAGAAUACGAAAGCAAGUCAUUAGAGGAGCUUCGUCUGGAGGACUACCAAGCAAACAGGAAAGGCCCCACCAACCCUGUGGGAGCUGUAGCUGCGCCGGGGCUGUUUGGCUCAUCCCCUGCGACGUCCAGCGCAGCCACGGGGCUCUUUGGCUCCUCCACCACCAAUACAGGCUUUUCGUACGGGCCAAAUAAGACCGGCUUCGGGGCCAGUACGACCGGUUUUGGGGCUGGGACCACCAGCCUUUUUGGCCAGCCCCAGCAGCAGACCACCAGCCUUUUCAACAAGCCCUUUGGACAGAUUACGACCGCAAACACUGGCUUUUCCUUCGGCAACACCAGCACCCUGGGGCAGCCCAACACAAACACGAUGGGCCUGUUUGGUGCCACGCAGCCCUCGCAGACCCCAGGCCUCUUCGGAACGGCCACCAACACCAACACAGCCACUGCCUUUGGGCCGGCAACAGGGCUCUUCGGAACGGCCAGCACCGGAUUUGGCGUCGGCAGCUCGUCCCUGUUUAGCAACAAGCCUACUGGGUUUGGAACCACCACCACCAGUGCACCUUCCUUUGGAACCACAACUGGAAUUUUUGGUUUUGGUGCAAACACCACUGGGAAUAGCCUCUUUGGGAACAAGCCAGCUGCAGGUGCCCUGGGAACGGGUCUCGGAACGGGAUUUGGGACAGCCCUCAAUCCCGGCCAGACCUCCUUGUUUGGGGGCGCCCAGCCAAAACCCGGGGGCACGCUGGGGACCGGCACCUUUGGCGCGCCUGGAUUUAAUACUUCGACAGCUACCCUUGGCUUCGGAGCCCCACAGCCUGCCGUGGCUUUGACGGACCCAAACGCUUCAGCCGCUCAGCAAGCGAUUCUGCAGCAGCACCUCAACAGCUUGACUUACUCGCCCUUCGGGGACUCCCCGCUCUUCCGGAACCCCAUGUCAGACCCCAAGAAGAAAGAAGAGAGGCUGAAGCCCACCAACCCGGCGGCCCAGAAGGCGCUGACCACCCCGACCCACUACAAGCUGACCCCUCGCCCGGCCACCCGCGUGCGGCCAAAGGCCUUGCAGACCACUGGCUCCUCCAAGUCCCACCUCUUUGACGGCCUGGAUGACGACGAGCCUGCCCUCUCCAAUGGGGCCUUCAUGCCCAAGAAGAGCAUUAAGAAGCUGGUCCUGAAGAACCUCAACAGCAGCAGCCUCUUCUCUCCUGGCGAAAGCAACGACCUGGCCUCCCCCUCGGAGUUCCCACAGAACGGAGAACGAUUCAACUUCCUCUCCCGGUCGAUGGACGAGAGCAGCGAGAACCACCGUCCAGACGGGGAGCUGGAGGAAGGGGAAUCCUCCUCUCGCGACAUGACGCAGUUCUACGGCAACCCUGUGGUCAGGUUGCUCCCGCAGAGCCCCGAGGAGGCCGCUCACAAGCAUCACAAUCACAUUGCGGACGACACCAUCACGGUUCUGGGCAGGCGGCCGGCGCUGCGCAACGGGCUGGAAGGCAGCCUUGAGGAGACCUUCUGCCACGAAGACUCUCUGCAGGACGACCAGGAGGAGGGGGUGGACCGAGUGCGUGAGCUGCAUCCUGCUGGUGAGGCUUGGGUCCACCCAGGGCGCCACUCUCCUGCUCUCCCAGGAAAUGCAGCCAGGUGCCAGGCCUGCAGGCGGAAAGAGCAGGCCGCAGCGGCCGGGGGGAGCGGGCAGAGGACGGCGCCUGCAGGGAUUGUUUUGACGCGCGUGGGGUAUUACACCGUUCCGUCUAUGGAAGAACUGGCCAAAAGGACUGACGACCGAGGGGAGUGCAUCGUGUCGGACUUCACCAUUGGCCGCAAAGGUUACGGCUCAAUCUGCUUUGAGGGCGAAGUCAACCUCACCGACUUGAACCUGGAUGAGAUCGUUCACAUCCGCAGGAAGGAGGUCAUUGUCUACCCGGAUGACGAGCCAAAGCCUCCCGUCGGGGAAGGCCUGAACAGGCCGGCCGAAGUCACUCUGGACGGCGUUUGGCCCACGGACAAGACCUCGCGCUGCCUGAUCAAGAGCCCUGAGCGGCUGGCGGAGAUGAACUACGAAGGCCGGCUGGAGGCCGCCUCCCGGAAGCAGGGGGCCCAGUUCAAGGAGUACCGCCCCGAAACAGGCUCGUGGGUCUUUAAGGUGUCUCACUUCUCCAAAUACGGCUUGCGCGAUUCCGACGAGGAGGAAGAGGAAGGCCAGCCUUCCAAAGCAGAGGCCAAGAAGCUGAAGACGUCCCAAGUGACCCCCGCCGGCCAGCUGGCCUCCCAGCAGCAGCAGACGGCUCUGAAUGGGAAACCCGCAGUUCCCGCCAAGAGUUCAGACGCGGAGACGCUGGCAAAGAGCAUGGAGCUGGACAGUGACAUGGCAGACAUCACCCAGGAGGCCCCCCAGGCCUUUGCUGCAGCGGAGGAAGAGGAGGAACAAGGCCUGGCGGAGGAGAUGGAGCCGGUCCCAGCCUCGGCCCACAUCGCCUCCUCCCUGGACAUCAACCCCCACACCUUGCAGAUCAUGAAGGCCUCCUUGCUGGUGGACGAUGACGAUUUGGACUUGAUCCUGGACCACCGUCCGAGGAGACAGGCCGCACCGCAGGACACCUCCCUGGAGAUCUGCUCCCCCCGGACCCCCAUCUCCUCCUUGGUGCAAGGCCAGAAGAGCCGUCUGUCAGUCGGUGGGCUGCUGCAGUCGAGGUUAUCGGGAGUCUCCUCCCUCCUCCAGGACGCCCGCCCACAGAGGACCUCCUCCCUGGCGGGGCCGCCUCCCUCGCUGCCCUGGCCGGCCCUCUCGCCCUUGACCCCGAUCUUUGCGGCCCCCGGCCCGGCCCCCGAGGCGCCCCUGAAGACGGUCGGCACCCGCAGGCACCCGGCCCUGGUGCCCCUGGAGAAGUCCGUGGCCUGUGGGAAGGGUCGUCUGCUGAAGGACAUGGGCCUCUUCAUGGGACGCUCCUUCCGCGUCGGAUGGGGCCCCCGCUGGCUCCUGGCCCACGGCGGAGAGCGCCUGAGCACCUGUGGAGAAGCCAAGGACCUCCAGAACGAGUCCAUGGAGUACGGAUUCCUGCCCACACCAGUCACCCCAAAACAGAUCUCGGAGUCCCCCUUCAAGGUCCACAUAGAGAAGCUGAGCCUGGAAGGGGAGUCGGCCGAGGAGGACCUGUCCUUGUACCUGGCUCCCUUGGCCAUCAAGCUGGCACACAGCACGGUCCACCUGGAGGAGCCCUGCCCGCUCCUGACCCCCAACCCCGGCGUGGCCGCCAUCCAUGAGUACGCGGCCUGGACUGCGGAGGUCUGCGGAGACCCAGAGGAAAGCGAAGGGGUGGCCAAGGCCUGGGGCCUGGUGUGGAGCCUGUGCGAGGCGCUCUGGGGCCGCCUGAAGGAGCUGGAGGCCUGCCUGGGCAGCCCCUCGGAGUACGUCCAGGCCCUGGAGCGCAGGAAGGCCUUCUCCCGCUGGCUGUCGCGCACGGCGGCCGAGCGCAUCCGGCAGGAGGUGUCCCUCAGCCAGAACAGCAACCCCCCGGAAGCCGUCUUCAGCCUCCUCACCGGGAAGCAGAUCAAGGAAGCCUGCCGCCUGGCACAGAACUCCGGGGACCACCGUCUGGCCUUGCUCCUUUCCCAGCUGGUUGGGAGCCAGGAGGUGCGGGAGCUGCUCGCCCUGCAGUUGGCCGACUGGCACCAGCUCCAGGCGGACUGCUUCAUCCAGGAGGAGAGGCUGAACAUCUACGCCCUGCUAGCCGGGAAGCCGGUGUGGCGCUUGUCUGAGAGGAGAAGCCUCAACGUCUGUUCCCAGCUGGACUGGAAGCGGUGCCUGGGCGUCCACCUCUGGUACCUGCUGCCGUCCACGGCGCCCCUCUCCCAGGCCCUGACCCUCUACGAAGACGCCUUCCAGGACUCUCCAGAGAGCGAGAAGUACGCCUGCCCUCCGCUGCCUCCCUAUUUGGAAGGUUCCGGGUUCCUGGUGGAGGAAGGGGAUGCGCAUCAUGCGCUGCAAGACGUCUGCUUCCACCUCCUCAAACUCUACAGUGACAGGUGCUAUGACCUGCACCAGCUGCUGGACCCCCGGAGCAUCACGGCCGACCCCUUGGACCACCGCCUGAGCUGGCACCUCUGGGAGGCGCUGCGGGCCCUGAACUACACGCACCUCUCGGAGCAGUCCACGGGGAUCCUCAGCGCCAGCUAUGCCGCCCAGCUGGAGAGCCAGGGCCUCUGGGAGUGGGCCGUCUUCGUCCUGCUCCACAUCCCCAGCGCCCAGCAGCGCGAGAGGGCCGUGCGGGAAGUGCUGGGCCGCCACUGCCAGCUGGUGGAGACGCCGGACUUGUGGGAGAAGGAGGCCUUCCUGACGGAGAAGCUGUGCCUCCCGCCGGAGUGGAUCCACGAGGCCAAGGCCGUCCGCGCCCGGAGGGAGGGGGACACCCCGCUGGAGGCCCUGCACCUCUUCAAGGCCGGGCACUGGAGCCCCUGCCACCGGCUGGUGGUCAGGCACCUGGCCUCAGAUGCCGUCAUCAACGAGAAGUACACCUACCUGAAGGGAUUCCUAGAAGACCUGUCUGUGCCGGAACGCAGCGCCCUCAUCCAGGACUGGGACACGGCGGGGCUGGUCUUCCUGGACUACAUCCAGGUCAUCGAGAUGCUCAACCGGAUUCAGCAGAUGGACUGCUCCAGCUACGAACUGGAGGAGCUGCACACCAAGGUGAUCUCGCUCUGCAGCCGGAUAGAGCUGCUCCCCUGCCACAGCGCCAAGGACAGGUUGGCCCAGUCUGAAAUGGCCAAGCGCAACGCGGACAUCCUGAGGGCCAUCCUGAGCCUGCAGCACCCGGCGGGCCCCUCUUCCUCCUCCUCGUCCUCCGGGGCCCCCCACCUGCCCUUGCGCCUGCUGGCCCCCCACAUUGGCCGGCUGCCGAUGCCCGAGGACUACGCCUUGGAGGAGCUGCGGGGCCUCACCCGCUCCUACCUGAGGGAACUGACCCUGGGGGCCCAGUGAGACCCGCGCGGGCCGGACCGGCCUGACCAGAGCCCCUCCCUCUCUUAACAGUUGGCCCUGGUUUUCAGAGGGGAGAGGCACAAAUCCCCCCUUUUGCCCCCUCACAGCACAGACUCCCUCUCUGAAGACCCUGGAACUGCAACACUCUUUUUUCUGGCUUCUGACACCCGUCUUGUUUUGGGUGGCGGCGUGAAGACAUUUUGGGAGCCCGCGGAUGCCUUCUUCUCCCAGUUGCUGAAUCAAUAAAGGUUGAGCGAAGAAAGGAUGUGAGGCAGCAGGGCACCUUCAUGACGUCUGUUGAGUGCAAUGGGGAUGUCUGCCAACCAGGCCUCCCUCCCUUCCAGCGGUCAAGUCCGGCCUGCCUUUGCGACCUCAGGUCGAGGGCAAGGUGGCCUUCCAAAUGGCUUUACGUCUUCUGAUUGUUUUGCUUUCUCUUAGCAAGGACCUGAGGCAGCAGAGCACCUUUGUGACGUCUGUUGGGUGCAGUGGGGAUGUCUGUCUUGUGGAGCUUCUCUGUGAUUUGGGGAGAGGAAGGCUUUUUCCCAUCACAGAGCGUAUGCCAACCAGGCCUCCCUCCUUCCUAGCGGUCAAGUCUGGCCUGCUGGUCAAGUGCAAGGUGGCCUUCCAAAUGGCUUUAUGUCUUCUGAUUGUUUUGCUUUCUCUUGACAAGGACGCGAGGCAGCAGAGCACCUUUGUGACGUCUGUUGGGUGCAGUGGGGAUGUCUGUCUUGUGGAGCUUCUUCUUGGUGAUUUGGGGAGGAAGGCUUUUCCCCAUCAUGCCAACCAGGCCUCCCUCCCUCCCGGCGGUCAAGUCCGGCCUGCCUUUGUGACUGCAGGUCGAGGGCAAGGCGGACUUCCAAAUGGCUUUACGUCUUCUGAUUGUUUUGCUUUCUCUUGGCAAGGACGCGAGGCAGCAGAGCACCUUUGUGACGUCUGUUGUGUGCAGUAGGGAUUUCUGUGUGGGUUUGUGGAGCUUCUCGGUGAUUUGGGGAGAGGAAGGCUUUUCCCCAUCGUGGUCAAGUCCGGCCUCCCUCCCUCCCGGUGGUCAAGUCCGGCCUGGCCGGUCAAGUGCAGGACGGCCUUCCAAAUGGCUUUACGUCUUCUGAUUGUUUUGCUUUCUCUUGGCCUUUUUGCAAAGAAUGCCGAGACGCUCUCGCUCUUUCUUGCAAUCCUCUUUGCAAGCCCUAUAGCACGCAUGGGCCAAACUUCCGCUCUCCAGUUGUUUUGGACUUCAACUCCCACAAUUCCUAACAGCCGGUAGGCUGUUAGGAAUUGUGGGAGUUGAAGUCCAAAACACCUGGAGGGACAUGCCUUUCUGUGGGUCUAAAACUGGGGUGUUUUGCUCUGUCUGGUUUUGAGGAAGGGGUUUUCCAGGCUCCUGCAAGAGCGUUGUGUGUCAGUGUGUGUGUGUUUGUUGUGCGUGUGCAAGCGGAGCAGCCGGAAUCCACGUUUGCACAAGGGUCCGCCUGGAUCCCAGGCGGUGGAAGGGAUUGGGAGGAAGGUCCAGGGCUGGAGUGGACACUACUGCUGGUGUCCAUCCAGGUGGACAUUUGAGGCCCCCGUCCAGCCCGUCUGGACUGGAAAGUUGGGGUGGAUCUGUGGCAGGGAGGAGGGGCUCGUGGGGGGAGACGCAUGGACAUUAUGUAAAGGUUUUUAAUGAAACUAUAAAUAAAAAAUCCAGAUUAUUUUCUUGUCUGUUUCUCUGGAAAAGAAUUUCUAAGAAAAACAAAUAAAAAAAAGUUUAUAGCA